AUGGGCUCACUACACAGCCGACUUGCUGAUAAUGUUUAUGAAUCGAUUGGCAAAUAUACGGAAUUAAAACGAGAUGAUAUUAAUGCGUGGGAAGAACGAUUCCUGCAACAAUGUGAUCUAGGCUCGAGAACAAUGAAUAAAGAACAAUUUUGUAAAUUUUAUCAAGACCUUCGGCCAUCGGAAAAUGUUAAACGUUUAAGCGAAAACGUCUUUCGUGCAUUUGAUCUAGAUGGUGAUCAUGGUAUUAGUUUUUCUGAAUUUCUGAUUGCAUACGUGGCUACGACAGAAGCACCGUUAGAACAUAAACUUCGAUAUGCAUUCAAUGUUUAUGAUUUAGAUCAUAAUUCAAUGAUUGAUCGAGCUGAAAUUUUAUUUAUCCUACAUGCUAUGUUUCAAUUAUUAGGUAUGAAUGAUAAUAAAUCAAAUAAAUACUCCUACGAGCAAUGCGCUGACACAAUAAUGAAAACGCUCGAUAUUAACGAAGAUCAAUGUAUAUCAAAAGAAGAAUUUAUUCAAGGUUUAUUGAAAGAUACAUUUUUGCAAAGUCUUAUGAAUCCAUUUCAAAAUGCUUAA
Rotaria socialis is the source of this 573-nucleotide messenger RNA. Lineage: Eukaryota; Metazoa; Rotifera; Eurotatoria; Philodinida; Philodinidae. The record is from the annotation of a GenBank genome assembly.